AUGAAGCAGCAGGCCCUCGAGUUCUACGUCGAUGGGCAAAAUUUCACGGUCCACGAAGAUCUCAUCAAGCAGGCCUCGUCCUCUUGGGAACCCGAAAGUCUGUUACGCCUUCCGCGCGGCCCCUGGAGCGGACACGAAUUGCGUGGAAUUCCGGCUUGGGGCUUCCGCGGCUUUGUUCACUGGAUCUACAACAACGAGCUACCUAAAGAGGCUAUGUUGAAAGCGAACCGCUGGUGUGCAGCAUGGCUGCUGGGCUCUAUCACAUUCGUCGGAAGCUGGAGCAUGACCAUCUCCAGAAUAAGGCUGUCACUCACGUCUUCCGCGCAUAUGAGAGCAGUCAGAUUGUCCCCAACUGUCAGCGGUUGA
Molecule: messenger RNA, 366 nt
Organism: Paraphaeosphaeria sporulosa
Lineage: Eukaryota; Fungi; Ascomycota; Dothideomycetes; Pleosporales; Didymosphaeriaceae
Exons: 1
Coding region: 1-366 (121 amino acids)
Source: RefSeq, a predicted model, not a curated record